CUCAGAUAGGGUAGAUAACAGACAGGUGCUCGCAAAGAAGGGAGAAACAUCUUAGAAAAUUUGAAACACUAGGCACAAAGAGAUAAAAGACGACCUGGAGUCAGAGGAAACACAAUAUUAUGGAGAUUCAUUUGUGGAAAUUUGUGCUUGUUGUUUGUACUGUACUCUUUAAUGUUACAGGCUCAUUUUCCCAACUAGAUGUGUGUGGUCGGCCACCCUUGAACAACAAGAUUGUGGGUGGUAGCAAUGCCAUUCCCGGUUCUUGGCCUUGGCAGGUCAGCAUUCAGACAAAUAUAAUGCAUUUCUGUGGAGGCAGCCUGAUCAAUGAGCUCUGGGUCUUAACAGCUGCUCACUGUUUCCCAAGCACAAAGGACACCGUCUAUCUAGGGAUGGGAAACCUCGAAGGGCCUUACCCUAAUAUGCAGCAAAGAGGCAUAAGCAGAGUUAUCAUACAUCCGUACUUUAACUCAAUUAACAACAACAAUGACAUUGCACUACUCAAGCUUACUCUCCCAGUGGUUUUUAACAACUAUGUCAUGCCGGUGUGCCUGGCAGCAGCCAACAGUGAUUUUCCCCCUAAAACUGAUGUCUGGGUCACAGGAUGGGGUGACAUCAGGUCUGGUGUGGUUCUACCAUCCCCUAAAACCUUGCAGGAGGUGCAGAUCCCGAUUAUCAGUAACAGUGACUGUGCAAAAUCUUACGGUUCUGAUACCAUCACAGGCAAUAUGAUGUGUGCUGGCCUCACUCAGGGGGGCAAGGACUCAUGCCAGGGGGAUUCUGGAGGUCCACUGGUCUUCAAGCACAACACAACCUGGGUCCAGGCUGGGAUUGUGAGCUUCGGCUAUGACUGCGCUUUACCUAAAAUCCCUGGUGUGUACACCAGAGUGUCUCAGUACCAAAACUGGAUAAAUAGCUAUAUUAACACAAAACAGCCUGGCUUUGUUACAGUCUCAAAUGGUAACCGUGGCUCCCCCAAUCUCUUCUGUCUGUUCCUUCCUAUCUCCAUCAUCUCACUCCUCCUAUCCUAUCCAGAAAGACCUUGAGAUGCAUGCUGUAUUUCCAUUUUACCUAAUUUCAAUUCCAUCUAAUUUAAAGCACUAAUGUAUAUUACGUGACUUUCCACACAGUAUUUCACCUUUUUGCCUGCUCAUGUCUGGAAUACCAUGUAAACUUGAGAUUCAUGUUUGCAGAAUUACAUCCUCCUGGAUGAGGAUUUUAUAUGAAAACAUGUACAGGAGAUCAUGUGCAUAAAUUUGUUUGUCAAAUGUAAAAUAUACUUGGUUUACUCAUUAACAGCAAUUACACUGUAUCACAUCUCAUCUCUAAAAGAUAAAACUUGGGACAGGGAAAUAGUAGAAUGAAAUAGCACCAUAUACUUGCUUAUUCACCCAGCAUAAAACUUUGGAACAAAUGUAAUUUCCCCAUAACUUUUAUUACACAGAAUGAGCCUUGUGUUGCAUAUAAUUUAAAAUCUGAACCAGACAUUACAUCUACUUAUUUAUUUAAAUAAAUAAACAAACACUGGUCUAUAAAACCUCGAGAUUCCUAUGUGAAAUCUAAAAAAUUAUCUAACAGGAUAAGAGAAACAUCACAGCUUUUUCAUGAACCUUAUCUCAAAG
Messenger RNA from Clarias gariepinus (North African catfish), 1619 nucleotides. Its product is annotated as serine protease 27-like. Bases 120 to 1043 code for a protein of 307 amino acids. NCBI's taxonomy places the organism in Eukaryota, Metazoa, Chordata, Actinopteri, Siluriformes, Clariidae. The transcript is spliced from 6 exons. The record is from RefSeq and is a predicted model, not a curated record. Gene Ontology annotation, molecular function: serine-type endopeptidase activity. Gene Ontology annotation, biological process: proteolysis.